GAAUAGAGUGGUGUGCAUAAAGCCAAGAACCAGUUUUCCCCGUUCGUUCAUGUGAGUUUGAACUUUUCUCGAUUGGGACGGGCUCCCAGAACUCCCCCAUACACGGAUCAUCUCCGGCGCCCACCCUCCCCAACUCCGGCCAAAUUAAACCGACCCAGACCUUAAUUAACCCGUGCCCGACCCGCAAUCUGCGGGGUUCUAUUUUUGUGUGUGUGUCGAGUUUAUUAAUGCAGGUGGUGCAGGGACGACGUAAAGUGCCGUCGUGUCUCAUGCGGCGGCUCUGACAUGCACCGCCGCGGCGAGGAGGAGGCGAUGGCGGCGAAUCAGGUGGUGAAGGUGAGGAGGGAGGCGAUUGCGUCAUGCAUGACAUGCCCCCUCUGCCAUAGGCUCUUCAGAGAGGCCACCACAAUCUCUGAGUGCCUCCAUACGUUUUGUAGGAAAUGCAUUUAUAAGAAGCUUCAGGAUGAGGAGACAGAAUGCUGCCCGAUAUGUAACAUUGAGUUAGGCUGUGUCCCAGUCGAGAAAUUGAGAGCCGAUCAUAGUUUGCAAGAUGUGAGGCUGAAGAUCUUCCCUUACAAGAGACAAAAAGUGACUAUGGCAGCUGAAAUUGUUUUGCCAUCAGUUACAACAUUACAACCAGUGAGGAGAAAGGAGAGAUCACUUUCUUCAUUAGUGGUCAGCACACCGAGUGUUUCUUGUACUCAAACUGGUGGGAUGACAGGAAGAAGAUCCAAAUCUGUUGCAAGAAAACCAAUGAAAGGUUCCAGUUUUCCCAUUGAGAAACCUCUAAAGAAUGAAGAGUGUUCCAGUUUUCCCAUUGAGAAACCUCUGAGGAAUGAAGAAUGUUCCAGUUUUACCAUUGAGAAACCUCUGAGGAAUGAAGAAUGUUCCAGUUUUCCCAUUGAGAAGAAUGAAGAAAAAUCAACAGAGGAUCAGCCUGCUGAGAGCUCUAGCUCGCCAGAGACUCUUAACAAGUUCACCCAAAAUAAAUCUUCUUCAAAUGCCAAGCCAUCUGGCCAAGAUCAAGGAGGAACAGAGAAUAAUUCUGAGCAGUGUAAUGGAAAAGCUGAUCUGUUGAAACCUCUAAGCUGUCUAGGUGAAGCUGCAAAAAUGACCGAGCCUUCAAGGUCUACUUUGCAAGGUUGUGCCCAAUCUGAACCUACACAUCUUGCUGACAAUGAGGGCCAAGCUCACAAAGUCAAAUUAAAUAUUUACAACAUUGGUAACGGUAAUCAUGCCCAUCCCGUAUCAGAAAACCCUAAAAAGAUACGAAGAGUUCGAAAGAAAGCUUCAAAUUCUGGAGACUUUGGUGUUUCACCACAAGCUGUGGUUGAUGCAACAACUGCUAUAUCUGAAACAAGGGCUAAACCAAUUUGGUUCUCGCUUGUGGCAUCUGCAAACCAGGAAGGAGAAGCACCCCUACCCCAGAUUUCUGCAAGCUACUUGAGAAUAAAGGAUGGGAGUAUUCCAGUUUCUUAUAUACAAAAGUACUUGAUGAGGAAGUUAGAUCUCAAGAGUGAGGGCGAGGUUGAGAUUAGAUGUAUGGGGAAAUCAAUAGCACCCACACUACAGCUCAAAAACUUGGUUGAUUUGUGGCUUGAAAUGACUACCCCCAAGAGAGUGUCUGCCGCAAUUGGUUCUUCGGCAAAGGAUUUCGUGAUGAUGUUGGCAUACGGGCGUCACCGGGCUCAACCCGCGGGCGCUCAAACCUCUGAAGACUGCUCAUUCAAAUUCAUCUAGAGAUGUUGUGACAAAUCAAGUCCUUAUUCUUUUGAGAAAUAAUAACAAUAUUGCUAAUAAUUACAGGAUGAGUUC
Messenger RNA from Cuscuta campestris, 1815 nucleotides. Lineage: Eukaryota; Viridiplantae; Streptophyta; Magnoliopsida; Solanales; Convolvulaceae. The record is from the annotation of a GenBank genome assembly.